AUGGCCGAGAAAUCCACACAUCGCAAAGACUUCCUGAGCUGCCAUGUGUGCUCAGAGACUUUCAGAGAUCCUGUGUCUCUGAGCUGCAGCCACAGCUUCUGUUCAAGCUGCCUGCAGAAAUUCUGGGAACAAGAUAAAAACAAACAAGUGGAGCAAACCUACAAUGAAGUGAUUGAACACUCCAAGAAGCAGCUGUUGUCCACAGAGAGGCAGAUCAGAGCAGAGUUCAACAAGCUCCACCAGUUCCUGAGAGAGGAAGAGGAGUCCAGACUGGCAGCUCUGAGGGAGGAAGAGGAGCAGAAGGGGAGGACUAUCAGCAGAGAGAUGAAGAUGAUUGAGGAGCAGAUCUCCUCUCUGUCAGACAGCAUCUCUGCUGUUGAAGAAGAGCUGCAGAAACACAGCGUGCCAUUCCUCAGCAGUUAUAAAGCCACUCAGAGCAGAGCCCAGAGCUCACUGUCAGAUCCACAGCUGCUCUCAGGAGCACUGAUAGAUGUGGCCAAACACCUGGGCAACCUGUCCUUCAGAGUGUGGGAGAAGAUCAAGGAGAAGCUCCACUUCAGUCCUGUCAUUCUGGACCCAAACACUGCAAACCCCUGUCUCUGUCUGUCUGAUGAUCUGACCAGUGUGAGACGUGGAGACACAAAGCAGCAGCUUCCUGACAAUCCAGAGAGAAACACUGAGUAUGUCAAUGUUUUAGGCUCUGAGGGCUUCAGCUCAGGGAAACACAGCUGGGAGGUGGAGGUGGGAGACCAUCCUGACUGGAGUGUGGGUUUAGUUAAAAAGUCAGCUGACAGGAAGGAAAAACGUUUGGCUUCACCAAAAUAUGGAUUCUGGUGUUUUAUAUAUCGCAGUGGAAAAUACACUAAUGGUAACAAUCAGACUGUGAGAGUGAAGAAGAGUCUCCAGAGGAUCAGAGUCCAGCUGGACUAUGACAGGGGGGAGGUGUCCUUCUACAACCCUGAAGACAUGACUCACAUCUGCACUCACAGACACACUUUCACUGAGAAACUCUUCCCAUAUUUCAGUGUUGGAAAAUCAGGAGACACCAAAACCUGUGAUAUCAAAAUCUGCCAA
Molecule: messenger RNA, 1074 nt
Organism: Archocentrus centrarchus (flier cichlid)
Lineage: Eukaryota; Metazoa; Chordata; Actinopteri; Cichliformes; Cichlidae
Product: nuclear factor 7, brain-like
Exons: 2
Molecular function (GO): protein binding
Source: RefSeq, a predicted model, not a curated record